AUGCGCCUGUGUCUCGCCCUCCUGGCGGCCGUGGCCGUGGAGGCGCUGGGCGACCUGCCCGCCGCCAACAGGCCGCAGUUCCACUUCCCUCGCCUGGUCAGGAGAGACCUCGACCGCACCCCAUGGGCCGGAGGGAGAGAGCGACACCAGCAGGACAUGGACAGGCGCGAGGUCGUCGUCGUGCCGGUGACGGUCCAGAUGAAGGCGGACGGAAGCCUCGUCACCCUGAGCGGAGAGCCGUCGUACGCCUACGACGCCGUCAUGCAGCCGACGGGGGAUGUCACCACUUCUACCUCCAUCACCAGCCAGAGUGCCAGCCAGAGCGCCAGUCAGAGUGCUCCAACGGCCACUGAACCGACGGCCACCGAACCGACUGGGCCAACGGGACCUGAACCAACCGGACCGACUGCACCAACUGCACCAAGUGAGCCCAGUGAGCCAACGGUCCCUACUCCAACGGUCCCUGAGCCAACCUCUCCAACCGCUCCAACGGCCACUGAACCAAAAGUCACUGAACCAGGCACACAGCCAGGUACACAGCCAAGCACUCCAGGAACUCCAGGAACUCCAGGCACGCCAGUCACUUCGGCCACUUCGGCCACUUCAGUCCCUCCAAGCAGCGGAAGCAAUGAGCCCAGCAAUGGACCGGUCCCUCCGCUUAGUUCUAUACUGUCGCCCAUCCUGCCGGGCUCCUCCAAGCCCGCUGAGACGGCCCCUGAGACCCCUACGGUGCCUCCAGCGGAGCCAACGACCGUGUAUACGCCUCCAACGGCGCCUACCAUGCCCUCGAUGCCCAGCAUGUCUCCCUCUGAAGGCGUCAGCCACACCGGCCCGGCCACUGGAGACUCCAGCACCUUGAUCCAGCUGCCCACCUUGUUGCCUCCGCAGUCAAGCUCUGCCCCUGAGCAUACUCAACCUACCAGUGAGCCUACCCAGCCCGGAACUCAACCUGGAACUCAACCCGGAACUCAACCCGGAACUCAACCCGGAACUCAACCUACCAGUCAGUCCGGGUCUGCCACCCAGCCAGGAACCCAGCCUACCACGCCUGGUGAGUCUACUACAGGGUCGCCCGUAUUGCCUAGCAUCCCUACUACCUCCCCAUCCGAGGGCAUCACGUACCCUGGAGGCGGCACCGGCACCAGUCCUGCUCCCACAGAUUCCUCCAGCGGCACCGGUAUCAUCCCUACUCUGCUGCCAACCCUGAUCCCAAUCUCGUCUGGUACCACCUCCGGCUCGUCUGGCUCGUCUGGCUCAACUUCUGCCUCCGUACCAACUGGCACCACUUCCGGCUCUGCGUCCGUUCCAACCGGCUCGACAUCCCCCACUGACUCUGCCUCCCUCCCAAUCUCCAUCUCCCUCCCAAUCACUCUCCCGACUGGCGGCUCAAACACCACCGACUUCCCUACCUACUCGACCUCCGGAAAUCCUGCCACCAUCACCGGCCCUGGCAGCGGAACCGCCACUCCCACCGGAACCGAGACCUCUGGAACUGCCACGGGCACUAUGACUGGAACUUCCGGCACCGAGACCGGCACCUCUACCGGAACAGACACCUCAAUGCCAACCUCGGUGACCUUCCCGUCUCUCUCCAUCCCAACUGGCACAGCGUCUUCCACCGGCACCGCGCCCACGUCGAGCACGUCCGGCGUCUUCCCUUCCUCGACCGUCAUCAGCGGUACCGCCGUCACUCCCACCAGUACAGGCACCACGCCCAGCACCUACACGUCUCCCCAAUCCACCGGGUCGGCUACCUCGUCCAAUACAGCCUCAGAGACCUCCGAGACCGUCUCGGGGAGCAGCAGCACCAGGCCUUCUACCAUGACGACCGUCACCACCACCCCAACGCCAGCACCAACGCCCACCACGCCCAGCACCAGCGUCCCCCUCUCCACCAACACCGAGACCACUCUCUCCGUGCCCACCUCCAUCAUCGUCCAGACCUCCACCACCACUACAUCGACCACCGCAACCCAGUCCCCCAAGCCGCUUCCGCAUAUGAUCUCUCCCCCCAACGCUCAGGCGCCGCCGCCAAAUUCCAUCCUCAUCCAGCUUGGCUUCAACGCCUCGCUUUCCUACGAGUUCCUCGCCGUAAACACCGACGCUGUCGCCCAAGUCCUCAAGUUUGUGCCCCCAGGCGUGGCCUACGGCAUCGAGGUGGAUAUGUCUUCCACUCCCAUCGCCGGCAUCAGCCCAUACGACCCCGGUACCAAAAAGGGCUACACCACCGCCGUCGUGCUCAUCUACAUCCCCAAGGACCUCCUCGCGCUGCUCUCUUCCAGCCUGACCACCUUCACCUCCAGACUGUACUCUAACCCAGACACCUCUGUCCACACCAUCCUGGCCAUGCUCGAUCCCACCAUCCCCUUGCUUCCAGGCGGCGGAACUAUCCCCAACCCCGGCGGCCCAGGCUACCCGUCCGGCGCCCCUGGUUCAGGCGGUGGCGGCGACGAUGGCUCUGGAUCCGACGGAGAGAACAAGGGCAAAGGUCCAGGUGGCUCGGCCGGAUCGUCGGGCAUCAGACCCAGCUCGGUCGGCAUCGGCCUCGGCGUCGUUGGCGGUGCCGCCCUGUACGGAGCAGCCAUGUUCUUCGUUGCUCGCAGAUACAGAAAGAAGCGCAACCUCCAUCGCCGAUCUGACUCUCUCACCAGCGGCGUGGGCACCCCGGCUCCAUACCACGACGACCACCGUGCCGGCAGUCCGUUUGGCGCCUCGAGCAUGAACGAACGAUACUCGAGAGCCGGCAGCGGCCGCACAGCACAGAUCAGUGCCCCUGUCAUGACUGAGAACUCUCUCGGCUGGAACUAG
Molecule: messenger RNA, 2808 nt
Organism: Microsporum canis CBS 113480
Lineage: Eukaryota; Fungi; Ascomycota; Eurotiomycetes; Onygenales; Arthrodermataceae
Product: basic proline-rich protein
Exons: 1
Coding region: 1-2808 (935 amino acids)
Biological process (GO): hyperosmotic response; osmosensory signaling pathway via Sho1 osmosensor; signal transduction involved in filamentous growth
Cellular component (GO): cell surface; extracellular region; site of polarized growth
Molecular function (GO): osmosensor activity
Source: RefSeq, a predicted model, not a curated record